Melampsora larici-populina 98AG31 is the source of this 3261-nucleotide messenger RNA. RefSeq lists its product as uncharacterized. Lineage: Eukaryota; Fungi; Basidiomycota; Pucciniomycetes; Pucciniales; Melampsoraceae. The record is from RefSeq and is a predicted model, not a curated record. The transcript is spliced from 7 exons. The coding region runs from base 1 to 3261 and encodes 1086 amino acids.
AUGUUAUCUUUUGAGCAAACAUUACAAAAAAUUACAACCCUGUGCAACCAAUGCCCUAGUCUUCGAGAAGGGACUCGUAAAGAUCUCACCUUCAAGACGUUUUCCAAUGCUCCAGUUACCAAUGCUGAAGAAGGAAUGUGGUAUUCAGUUAACUUAACUCUUGAUUCCGUAUUUGGUCGCGACUGUAUCAAGAAGAACAUAUCAAAAGGGACCUUUGGACUUCCACUGGUGGUCGAAUGGGUCCGGAAAGCUCAAAAGCAUCAGACAUGGGACGGCGAUUGUGAUAAGUUGAUAAGGGUCAAGCUGGACAAUAUUAUAUCGGCGCUCAAAGAUGCAGGAGCUGAGGAUAACGAAUCUGAAGAGCCGAGCGUCUCAAAAUCGGUGGGUGGUACGAAACGACGGAUUGUGUCCAACCCAAAGACCUCAAAGACUCCAAAGCCUCCAGCCAAGCAACCAAAGACAACUUCUACAAACGACUCAAACAUCAUUGUCUUGUCCUCUGACGACGAGGUGGUAAUCACAAAGGUUACCAUUCGAGGCACCACUAAGAAAGCUCAAAAGCAAGUCAAAAAAACGAACGUACUCGGAUUGUGCCCGUUAUCAACCCCAGACAAUACCUGCAAGCGAUGCAAGGUGGAAGAGCGUCCUGGAGGCAAAGAAUUCUCAUGCCAUUGUGGUGCCAAGCCAAUUUGGCUGGACAGUGGUCGUGUAAGAUCAGCAGAAGCUCACUGGGCUAGUGCAACUUGUAAGGACAAAACCUGUGGUCUCACAAAGACUACUCAGUUGACUUCUUAUUUCCAGUCUUCGACAGCCCUGAAUCCGAAUUUGAUUGAGGUAACUUGUCCUGGACUCAAUGACAACACAUGGAAGCGAGAUCGAGCUACACAAAGCAUCACAUCUUUUAUCUCAAAGACUCCUAGCAUUUAUUGUGGUAACUACCGACACGAAAUCUGUAGAAGUCUUUUUGGAAGCCAGGCUCAAGAGAGCAAGUUGUCAAAAGAACACAACUGUACAAAGACUUUUCUUCGUCGAAAGAGAAACAACAAGAAAUUGAUAUGCGAUGCUUGUGAAGAAGUCAAAGAAAACCGUAGCUUACUCCGAGCCAUCAAUACUAAAUUUGCCGACGACAAAACAUUCAAGUACUCUCGGAACACUUACCACGAGGACAACAACAACUGCUUCUCACCUACUUUAUUGAAACUUAGCGACUGUCGCCUCCUCUGCACAUCUAUUGACACAGCUGCAAAUGGUGAUUUUGGAAAUUUCAUGACAGUUGUUGCAGCAUCAUCUCGGAAUGGACUGUUUGAUAAUCGGGACGCGACACGUGGCUUGAUCAAGGCCGUUGCAAUCAAGGCUGCACGGGAAAACACUGGAAAGACAACUCGAGGGAUGAAAAUCGAUUCGUGUCUAGACGAGUUUGUGAUCACUCUGGGUGCCAUCAGCCCACGGGCUCUAAGUCUCUUCAACGACAACUUUGCAGGCCGUAGUAAUCGAAGUCUACGGAUGAUAAGAGCAAAAGAAGGAAUGCAUCUUCUUGAUGGUCUUCACAUCGCAAAUUUCAAUCGAAUCUCUCAAGUGCUGAAAGAUCUUGGCUACUCUGGUCCAGUCGCAGCUGCUUCAGAUCAGACAGUGUGUGUAAAGCGCCUUCGCCAUUAUAAUGGAUGUUUGGUUGGGGCUCAAGGUGGGGAUAUUCCUUUCAAGGAUGCUUCUGAGCUCCCAGAUCUGGUCAAAUCAGUUGUAAAGAAGAAAGAUCUCUGCUCAAAAUGUAUCCCCUUUGAACAGAUUCGAGCUUAUACACUGCAGGUUCCCUUGCCUAAUGUCCCAACUUUUGUAGUGGCUCUGAUCGCUAGUUGUGAUAAGGAGACUUCAAAUGACAUACUCGACAACCACAUCAAGUUCCUUAAUUUAGCAGAGGAAUCUGGUAUCAAUAUUCUUUCGCUUGGUGCAGACGGCGCACCAACUGAGCUAUGUGCUCAAUCUGCACUCGCGGAAACAGCAACUCAAUUUAUAUCAUACUCGAACUCAACGUACAACGUCCACAUCAAGGUCUCUCUUAUGGGUCAUCCUCCACGACCAAUUGUAAUGGUACAAGACCCCAAACAUGCUCGUAAGACUGGUGCAAACCAGCUGGGAUCCGGAGCUCGUCUAAUCAUCAUAGGCAAGUAUCAUGUCUCUAUACAACAGGUUGCGGCGAUUCUCCAGUCGGGCCGCAGUCCACUACUUCAUAAAGACGUAUUUGACUGCGACAAACAGGACGAUGGGCGAGCAUUUCGCACUUUGAACUCGUCCACACUAGCAGUUUCAGUUGCCGAAGACGACAGGCUUGGUUUAUCGAUCUACCUCUAUGUGAUUGGCAAGAUGUGUGAUGCCUGGCUGAACCAUUGGAUCGGACAUCGUGAACGCAUCCGAUCAGCGUGGACUGCCGAGUUUUUUUUUAGACUUUGGAAGAAGGACCUUCUCAAACGACAAGCUGAGCCUCACAAGCUCAUGAGUUUUUCUCAAAACUGUAUAUCGGCUCAAAGUUUCAAAAUAUUUUCAACUCUUGCUACCUCCUUACUCCAACUCAUCAUAGCUCAUCGAGAGUUCUAUCCGACCUACCCAUUACUCCCAUGGAAACACGGCAGCGAGCCCUGUGAACACGUCUUCGGCUGGAUGCGUAUUAUUUCGCCAAGAUUCACAGUUCUCAACGCUCGGAUGAUGAUGCCGAAGAUUCACGCGAUCGUCAAGAAUAUCAUGGCGGGAACAAUCAAAAUACCGCCGUCUGAACACAUGCAUUCUGGAUACCAGUAUGCUUUCUCCGACGAACCUGAAAACGAAAAUCUCAAGUUUCUUGCGGAAUUCCCGACUGAUGAAGAGAUCUCAGAAGAUCUUGCAAUUGCCUAUGAGCGAGCCAAUCAGCUUGCACUUGUCUGUGGUAUGAAUUCACUCAAUUCUCUCAUUGAGAACGUUCUGGGGCCAAAUUUGGAUGAAUCGAUUGAAAAUUCACCUGAAGACUUAUCAGAUAUAUCGGUUUGUGCUACUCAACUCUAUGAUAUUGAAUAUGGAUACACAGCUCGCAACAUUUGCGAAAAGGAAGCCCUUGAAGCAGCUGCACAUUUAACCAAGGAACAGAAUGCCAUAGACAUGUGUCUUGAAGCCUUGCCUGAAGAUGCUGAAAGUGAAUGCUUACAGAAUGCAGCAAUGUCUAUAUCAAAUCUUCUCAAUCCAGCACUACUCUCUUGCUUCAAUAGCUGUAGCUCAGAAUCAUCAAAACUCAAAUGA